Molecule: messenger RNA, 1328 nt
Organism: Mesitornis unicolor (brown roatelo)
Lineage: Eukaryota; Metazoa; Chordata; Aves; Mesitornithiformes; Mesitornithidae
Gene: PRKAR1B
Product: protein kinase, cAMP-dependent, regulatory, type I, beta
Exons: 10
Coding region: 1-981 (326 amino acids)
Biological process (GO): regulation of protein phosphorylation
Cellular component (GO): cAMP-dependent protein kinase complex
Molecular function (GO): cAMP-dependent protein kinase regulator activity
Source: RefSeq, a predicted model, not a curated record
AUGUCCGUGAUGGAAGAAUGCAAACAAAUACUGGCUCGGCAGAAAUCCAGCUCCCAGUCUGAUUCUCAUGAUGAUGAGAUUUCCCCUCCUCCUCCCAACCCAGUGGUAAAAGCCCGACGCAGGAGAGGAGGGGUCAGUGCAGAAGUGUACACAGAGGAGGAUGCUGUUUCUUACGUCAGAAAGGUUAUUCCAAAGGACUAUAAAACUAUGACUGCUCUGGCAAAGGCCAUCUCCAAGAACGUGCUCUUUGCUCAUCUUGAUGACAAUGAACGAAGUGACAUAUUCGAUGCCAUGUUCCCCGUCACACACAUCGCAGGAGAAACAGUCAUACAACAGGGUGAUGAAGGUGAUAACUUCUAUGUGAUUGACCAAGGCGAGGUGGAUGUUUAUGUCAAUGGGGAGUGGGUCACCAGCAUCGGAGAAGGAGGCAGUUUUGGGGAACUGGCAUUGAUCUAUGGAACACCCCGGGCUGCCACCGUCAAGGCCAAGACAGAUCUCAAGCUCUGGGGCAUCGACAGAGACAGCUACAGACGCAUUUUAAUGGGCAGCACGCUGAGAAAGCGGAAGAUGUAUGAAGAAUUCCUGAGCAAGGUCUCCAUUCUGGAGUCCCUGGACAAAUGGGAGCGGCUGACGGUGGCUGAUGCACUGGAACCUGUCCAGUUUGAAGAUGGAGAAAAAAUUGUUGUGCAGGGAGAGCCCGGUGAUGACUUCUUCAUUAUUACAGAGGGCACAGCGUCUGUUCUGCAGCGCAGGUCUGACAACGAGGAGUACAUCGAAGUUGGGAGACUUGGUCCGUCAGAUUAUUUUGGUGAGAUAGCGUUACUGCUCAACCGGCCCCGAGCUGCUACGGUGGUGGCACGCGGACCCCUGAAGUGCGUGAAGCUGGAUCGGCCCCGCUUUGAACGAGUGCUUGGUCCUUGCUCCGAAAUCCUCAAGAGGAACAUCCAGAGAUACAACAGUUUCAUUUCACUCACCGUCUAAAUGAUUCCUUCUGAAAGCUGCCUUUGUGUGACCUUGUGCACUUAAAUUUGCUCUGUGCAGCUCCGUAGCUUUAUGAGGAAGAAAAUAAGAGGUGUGUGUUUUAUGUGUAUUUUUUUCUGUUUAUGUCACAUACUGGAUGUCAGUUCAAAUCUCAUGUAUCAUGUAAGUAGGAAGACAACUGUUUGGAUAAGACUAGCUUUGGGGAAAAUUAGGAUUUUGGCUUGCAGGCAAGAUUUUUACGUACUGGUGGAUCAUAAAGCUUAAAACUGUGUUUUUAACUAUUUAAAAUCCAUAUGAAUUUCUCUUUCUUUUUUCUUUAAAGUAGGUUUUAUUCAGUUUUUGUCAAG